This is a messenger RNA of Dromaius novaehollandiae (emu), 2191 nucleotides long. It is a transcript of the gene SMIM31, whose product is annotated as small integral membrane protein 31. NCBI's taxonomy places the organism in Eukaryota, Metazoa, Chordata, Aves, Casuariiformes, Dromaiidae. The record is from RefSeq and is a predicted model, not a curated record. The coding region runs from base 255 to 596 and encodes 113 amino acids. The transcript has 4 exons.
AUUUUUGUGAGAUCAAGUCAUUUCUGCCACUUACAAAGCUGUAUCUUAUUUAAAGCAGAAAACUUUUAAAGUUGGAAUAUCGCUUUUCCUGUUUUUCUAGUACUUGUGUUGGGCUGAGUGUAUUAUCUACAGGGUCAAGUCCACAACUCCAUUUCAGAACUGAUCAACGACAGCUAUGACAGCAGCCUCAGUGUAUAAGGAAGUGCAUCUGCCAAAACUGUCCUAAGAACAUUAUAUUAAAUACAAGCGCUGUCAUGACGGGUAUUUCUGCUUCGUUACCAGCAUUCUUUCCAGUGACAGCAACAGGAGUAUUGGUAUGUAGAAUUGAUCGUUGUAUCUCAGGACCAGUAGAUGACUGUGCUUGGUAUCCAUUCUUAAAGGUGAAGCGCCAACAGUUCAUGGAGCUGCCCUUCACAAAUCUUGAAGUAGCUUUCAUCUUGCUGGCUUUUGUGAUUUUCUCUUUGUUUACCCUGGCUUCUAUCUACAGUGACCCCCAAGACAACAAUGAAGAGGAAUGCUUCAUACAGGAAGUACACAAGAAAAGGAGCAAGUCCAACAAGAAAAAGAUGCAUGCAAGUGUGACUGAAGUGGUUUAGAAUAAGAAAUACUACUCAAACCCACUGUUAGAAAUACUUCUGAAAAAAGUUACUUUGGAAGCUGGUCACCUGAAGACAGUGAGAUAAAGGAUAUGAGAAAGGAAGGACCCGGUCAUCCAUCAGAUGGAAUCCAGACAUGACCAUUAGAGUUAAUGAACCACGACCCAUGAAGCAGCUUCAGCACCUUUUUACAACCCCACUUCAUGGCCUUAAUAAAACUAUCACGGCUUUUUUCACAUAGCACAUCUGCUCUAAAUUCUAAAAGGAGAAACUUUAAAUUCAGAAGUUACAUUUGGUUUCUUCCCUGCUUUUCAAUCAUGUAUAAAGUAUAUUUAAUAGCUAUGUAUUUACUUUUCUAUCUAUUAAGUCAACAGAACACAGAAAGAUACAUAUUCUACAGAGAGACUGUAGAGCAUUACUAUAGUAGUUGCUUAAUCUACAUGAACACUAAUACACUGCUGAAGCUGACUGAAAAGUAACAGGCAAACACUUUUUCAAAACUCUGCAGUAUAUUGACAACUAUGUUCAAGUAUUGUUUUAGAUCUCAGAUAAGUAGAAAGUUUAUACAACACUUUGAAAACAAAAAGUUCAUUUGCUGCUUUUGAAAGGUGCCUAGCCGUGAUAUUGAAGUCCUCCAUUUCUUCAGAGACCAGAUACAGCUAACGGAGCAAUGCCUCUUUCUUCCCAAAGUCUUGAAGAUGUGCUGAACUUUUCAGCUUCAGAUUGGAAUUGAUUUUACUUGACUCUUGGACAAAGCAUUUUUGCAAUUUUUUGAUCCUACCCAUUCCCUCUAGGUCUCAAGUACUAGUAGUACAUCAGCAAUAACCUUGCUUCUGUCCAUGAGUAAAAGUGAGGGAAAAGACAAAGUAGUCCAUAGACUAAUUCUUACAAGGCUCAGAGACACUGUCUCACUACCAGCUGCAUCAUGAUUCCAUCUUCUCACUGAGUUAAAAAGUGAUUGCAUAUGUCCUGCCUCUGAGCAAGGCAAAGGCAUCUCAGCAAUUGGUACUCCUUUAAUUCUGAACUGAAGGAAAAGCUUCAUUCAGAAGUAAGAGUCCAGCUUGGUGUUGCACAUGGCUCCUGCAUGUGCAGGACCUCAUCAGGAGUUAGAAGCCAUUAGUCCUCAAGGGAAGUGGCUCACAGAUCUCACUAAGGAAUGUAUGUUUACUCAUACAUUCCACUUCUCUUUCCUACUUUUAGUACUGUUUAUUCUUUACUAAAACUGAACCUUGUUCAUGUUGCAAUAUCAGAAAUUGCUAUUACUGUCAUUGAAAUCCUUUCUUGUGGUGAAAUUACUUUUAAUUAAAAAAGUAUAUUGCUGUCUUCUGUAUUUUCAGUAUGGGCAAACCUAUGUUGAUAAAUUAAAUGCAACCCAGGUCUUUGCUUAAGGAGAUUCCUUUUUUUAAAAAAAGAUCCAGUACUUUUCUUUCUCUGAAGACAAAGAGAUGAUCAGAAGAAGGUAAGGAAAAAGUACAGUAAAAAUAAAAUGAAGUUUAUUUGUUUGACUGGGCUGUAGAUGAAUGCUAAAGGAAUAUUAUAACAUCUUGCUCUAUCUUAAUUAACAGAUUAAAUAAUAAAUGCUUCAGCUUAUUCUA